AUGCAUGAGAAGAAAUUGGCAGUUACAGAAAAAUAUUUGACUCACCUAAAUCGUGCAAAACAAGAACGUGAUUACUAUAAUAAUAAUAUUAAACGUGCAGUUGAAGAUGGUAAAUGCAAUCCAAAUACAACUGGAUCUCAAAUAUUAUUUAAGUCUUUUGAAGGUAGCAUUCAUAUUGCGUAUGAUUGGGUCCAAAACGUACAAAUUUCUUAUUCACCUCAACAAAUAGGAUCCAUAUUCUUCAAAAGUCCUCGAAAAGUACAUUUAUUUGGAGUUUGUAAUACUGAGAACUUUCCACAUACAGAACAGACCAAUUAUAUAAUUGACAAAGCUGAAAUGCCUGAUGAUGGUAAACAGGGGAAAGGCGUAAACUGUACAUUAAGUUUAGUUUGGCAUGCAAUUCUAAAGUAUAAUCGUGGGGAAAAAAAAUUGGUUAUCACAUGUGAUAAUUGUGUUGGUCAAAAUAAAAAUAAUUAUUCUUUAUUUUUUUAUUCAUGGUUAAUUGAUUGUGGGUUAUACGAAGAAAUUGAGUUGAAUUUUAUGAUACCUGGACAUACCAAAUUUAUUUGUGAUAGCUGUUUUGGCCUAAUUAAAGUUCUUUAUCGGAAAAGCAAAUCCAUCUUAAUACUUCCCAGCGUUAUAUAA
Messenger RNA from Rhizophagus irregularis DAOM 181602=DAOM 197198, 645 nucleotides. NCBI's taxonomy places the organism in Eukaryota, Fungi, Glomeromycota, Glomeromycetes, Glomerales, Glomeraceae. The record is from RefSeq and is a predicted model, not a curated record.